Molecule: messenger RNA, 420 nt
Organism: Adineta ricciae
Lineage: Eukaryota; Metazoa; Rotifera; Eurotatoria; Adinetida; Adinetidae
Source: the annotation of a GenBank genome assembly
AUGUUCUACUCGAACAAUUCACCUUCACUCAUUGCCGAACCUUGGUUUAUUCCAUUGGAUAUUUUUAUGAUCGUUUGUUCCAUAGUUGAUAUUCUACUAAAUCUUAUCUUCUUAGUCACCAUUCUACUUGAUCGAACAUAUCAUACAAUUCCCAUGAUUCUCAUUGUCAACUCAUGUCUAGCACAAGUUGUCUUAGUGCAAGCAAUCUACUUCUCAUUAGUGGAUCUGCAUUAUUUUCCUUGCACAUUUGCCGGUUACAUGACAUACGUGACUUGUGCAGUACUCAACUAUUUAUUUUUACUACAAGCAUUCUAUCGAUAUGUCAUAGUAGUUUAUCCAACACGUUGGCAUCACAUGGGCAUAUGCGCUGUUGUUUCCAUUGGUCUUCAUAUUCACUGGUCAGAUUGUAUGCAACGCUGA